AUUAAAAUAUUAAAUUUUUAAUGAGGGCAAACCUAUAUACUCGUGGUUCGGAUCGUUUAAUCGGUUAGCCUCGACCCAGAUGACAAAACAUACUAUGUAUCAAAAUAUGAUUCCUUUAAAAGGAAAGAAAUGUAAACCAAAACUCAUAGCAACAAUGUUUAUUUCCCCAUAGCUAUUAGUAGUUUGUUUACAUACAAUUCAGGACAAAGAAAACCAGUGGCACAUUUUACAAACAAAACUGAAAACAAACCUUUCCUUUUAUAUAACUUCCUCUUCCUCUUCCACCGACAACUCAUACUUCAAACUUCACUCCUUUGCAUGUAAAAUCAACAUCAAAUCCCACAUUUUUCACACAAAAUCAUCAUGGUAUGCAUUGGCUUUUCUAGUACAUGUCUUUUUGAGGUAUCUUUGGUUCAGCAUGAAGGUCUUAGAUUUUCUCAAAGAAUACAAAUGCUUUCAACUGCAUGCAUGCCACAAAGCUACACUUUAGCUACGACCAAGAAAUGCAAAAUAAUCAAGGCCAUGGCUUCUCCAAAUGUAGCAGCUCCUCAAAGAGAGAAAGAUCCAAAAAAGAGAGUAGUAAUAACAGGAAUGGGUCUUGUUUCUGUCUUUGGUAGUGACAUAGAUGUGUUUUACAACAAGCUUCUUGAAGGAGAAAGUGGAAUAAGCCUAAUAGAUAGGUUUGAUGCUUCAAGCUUCCCCGUCCGCUUUGGCGGUCAGAUACGCGAUUUUUCUUCACAAGGUUACAUUGAUUGCGAGAAUGAUCGGCGCCUCGAUGAUUGCUCGAGGUAUUGUUUAGUAGCAGGCAAGAGGGCACUUGAAGAUGCUAAUCUUGGAUAUGAAGCCCUCAACAUUAUGGACAGAACAAGAAUGGGAGUACUAGUGGGAACAGGAAUGGGAGGUGUAAGUGGUAUUAACACUGCUGUUGAUGCUCUCACUCAUAGAGGGCAUGAAAAGAUUAAUCCAUCUUUCAUUCCCUACACCAUUAACAUGAGUUCUGCUUUGUUGGCUAUAGACACAGGACUAAUGGGACCAAAUUAUUCAAUUUCCACUGCUUGUGCUACAGCAAAUUACUGUUUUUCUGCAGCUUCUCAUCACAUUCGAAGUGGUGAAGUGGAUAUUAUGGUGGUUGGUGGUACAGAAGCUUCGAUUAUACCUUCUGGUGUUGGAGGAUUCAUUGCUUGCAGAGCUUUGUCUCAGAGGAAUGAUGAGCCUAAGAAGGCUUCAAGACCGUGGGACAAAAAUCGCGAUGGUUUUGUCAUUGGCGAAGGCUCUGGUGUCCUGAUAAUGGAGAGCUUGGAGAGUGCAACAAAGAGAGGAGCAAGAAUAAUUGCUGAAUAUUUGGGUGGUGCGAUAACAUGUGAUGCUCAUCACAUGACUGAUCCAAGAUCUGAUGGACUUGGAGUUUCAUCUUGCAUAAGCAAGAGUUUACAAGACGCCGGUGUUUCCCCUGAAGAGGUGAAUUAUGUGAAUGCUCAUGCUACAUCAACACUAGCUGGUGACUUGGCUGAGGUUAAUGCAAUCAAAGAGGUUUUUAAGGAUACAUCAGAACUAAAAAUGAAUGGGACUAAGUCAAUGAUUGGCCAUUGUCUUGGUGCUGCUGGUGGUUUGGAAGCUAUAGCAACUAUCAAAGCAAUAACUACUGGCUGGUUGCAUCCAACCAUUAACCAAGAUAAUUUGGAAGAGGAUGUUACAAUUGAUACAGUACCUAAUUUUAAGAAAAGGCAUGAAGUUAAUGUUGCUAUCUCCAAUUCAUUUGGAUUUGGUGGACACAAUUCAGUAGUUGUCUUUGCCCCAUUCAAACCCUAAUUGGAAUUCAAGCUCAAUCUGAUAUUAUAUUUGUUUUUUUCACAUUACUGGAUCCACUGAUUAUGGAACCUUAGUUUAUAGGGACUUUAUGUAAGGAAUUAGAAACAUGUUAUUUUUUCAAGUAUCAGUUUUUAGUGUUUGUCUAAUAUGAAUCCUUUAACAAAAUUCUAUAGACUCACUGGCUUUUUAAGUAAUAGCACAUACAUCCCUCUCUUAAUUUAAUACAAGCAUGUUACAGAAAUACUUGAAUCCAUGUGAAAACGAAAAAAGCAUACCACAACAACAAAUGAUGAAUGCUACAUUCUUUUUUUCUAUCCAUCCUUUUAUCCGAGCUACUCGAGACAUCAAGAUAAACUAAUAUUUCCUUUUCCUGAUCCUGAAGCUCGAUGAUCGGACAACAUUAUCAUCCAUCAAUAGUGUCUGCUCAAGGGCUUUUAUGGACUCGGGCUUUGUGAAGUAGGUGAAUAAGAGGUAGAUGCCGUCCAAAUAGGUGUUAGUUUCUCCUUCCUUGUUUUUCUUCUGGAUGCUAU
This is a messenger RNA of Lathyrus oleraceus (garden pea), 2339 nucleotides long. Its product is annotated as 3-oxoacyl-[acyl-carrier-protein] synthase I, chloroplastic. Gene Ontology annotation, molecular function: 3-oxoacyl-[acyl-carrier-protein] synthase activity. Lineage: Eukaryota; Viridiplantae; Streptophyta; Magnoliopsida; Fabales; Fabaceae. The transcript is spliced from 8 exons. The record is from RefSeq and is a predicted model, not a curated record. Gene Ontology annotation, biological process: fatty acid biosynthetic process. Bases 364 to 1809 code for a protein of 481 amino acids. Gene Ontology annotation, cellular component: mitochondrion.